Molecule: messenger RNA, 241 nt
Organism: Opisthorchis viverrini
Lineage: Eukaryota; Metazoa; Platyhelminthes; Trematoda; Opisthorchiida; Opisthorchiidae
Exons: 1
Source: RefSeq, a predicted model, not a curated record
AUGCGAAAGUUCAUACUGAAAAGUCCACGGUUAGAAUGCGUUGUCUUUAAUCUGUACCCUACCAGAACACAGACAUUCAACCAAAAUCUUCAGAAACUUACCUUCUCAUUUCGGCUUCACCUCAUCGACAACUGUAUUGAACCAACACGUAGCCUCAAUACCAGCGUAACCGCGCUUCACAUAGAGAAUCAUUGUCUGGACCCGGUUGCCCCGUGUCAGAUUGGACCGGUUCAUUUCGGGU